Messenger RNA from Zophobas morio, 538 nucleotides. RefSeq names its product trafficking protein particle complex subunit 6b-like. NCBI's taxonomy places the organism in Eukaryota, Metazoa, Arthropoda, Insecta, Coleoptera, Tenebrionidae. The record is from RefSeq and is a predicted model, not a curated record. The transcript has 6 exons. Gene Ontology annotation, cellular component: TRAPP complex; cis-Golgi network; trans-Golgi network. Gene Ontology annotation, biological process: regulation of GTPase activity; endoplasmic reticulum to Golgi vesicle-mediated transport. The coding region runs from base 6 to 500 and encodes 164 amino acids.
GUCCGAUGUCCACCUUAAAAACUGAGUAUGAGGUGCUUUUUGGUCUGCUUUAUGCGGAAAUUAUUCAAGUUUUUGAAAGUUCUAAUAGUAAAGAGCAAAGUAAACUUAAGAUUGAGAAACUUGGGUUUUGGGUUGGGUGUGUAGUAGCCCACAGAAUCUCAAAGAACCUCACUUCUCUUAAACUUUCUUCUCUGGAAGUAAUGAAAAUUCUUUGCAAAGAUUUUUGGUUGAGACUAUUUAAUAAGCAAGUUGAUAACUUGCGAACAAACCAUCGAGGGAUUUUUAUAAUCCAUGAGUCUCAGUUUCGUCCUUUACUUUUGCUUCACGACUUCUUCAAGGAUCCGGAUCGUCUUACUGAAUUGUUACUGUUGCACACUGGGCUUAUUAAAGGGUUUCUACACGCCUUUAACUUGGAGGCGGCAGUCAGCACCGAGCUGACCAACGCUCCUGCGUGCAUUAUUCAAGUGAAGAUUCCGUAUGAAGGAAGUACUUCGGUUUAAUUAUUAAUUGCUUGGCUCCUAUUACUUUUUACUAUAAU